AUGAUAUAUAAUCACAAAGGAGAGGACUAUUUGUUGCAUCUUGUUGACACCCCAGGCCAUGUUGAUUUCCGAGCAGAAGUAACGCGGUCCUACGCCAGUUGUGGUGGUGCGCUGCUGCUGGUCGAUGCCAGCCAGGGUAUACAGGCUCAAACCGUCUCCAACUUUCACCUCGCGUUUGCUCAGGACCUAGCUCUUAUUCCUGUUGUCAACAAGAUAGACAUGCCGUCUGCUGAUGUGCCCCGAGUUCUCGAGCAGAUGCAAACAUCAUUCGAGCUAGAACCCUCUUCGGCCGUCCUCGUAUCAGCCAAAACUGGUAAGAAUGUGGCUAACAUCUUGCCCGUGGUUGUGGAGCAGGUGCCGCAUCCUGUUGGCGAGAUCUCUAAGCCCCUACGGAUACUGCUGGUGGACUCCUGGUACGACAAUUUUCGGGGUGUCAUUCUUCUCGUCCGCGUCUUUGAUGGCCAGGUCAAGGCCGGCGACAACCUUGUCUCAUUCGCAACUGGCCACAAAUACACCGUUGGCGAGGUUGGUAUACAAUAUCCGAACGCCGUUCCACAGAGUAUUCUUCGAGCUGGACAGGUCGGCUACAUCUACUUCAAUCCGGGCAUGAAGCGUAUUCAGGAUGCGAAACUCGGUGACACAUUUACAACCGUCGGAUCGGAAGAUAUGGUCAAGCCGUAUCCGGGGUUUGAGGAACCCAAACCAAUGGUGUUCGUCGCAGCAUUCCCUACUGAUCAGGGCGACUAUACACGCCUCGCAGACAGUAUAAGCCAGCUGGUACUUAACGACAGAAGUGUCACACUGCAGAAAGACUAUUCAGAGGCAUUAGGGGCGGGUUGGCGACUGGGAUUUCUUGGUAGCUUGCAUUGUUCUGUGUUUCAGGAUCGCCUGAAGCAGGAACACGGUGCCAGCAUCAUCAUCACCGACCCGACUGUGCCAACCAAAGUCGAAUGGGCCGACGGAUCAGAGACAAUAUACCAAAAUCCGGCUGAGUUUCCUAGCCAGGAUGAGCACCGGAUGCGUGGCGCAACCGUAUACGAGCCGUACGUCCACUGA
Molecule: messenger RNA, 1056 nt
Organism: Colletotrichum spaethianum
Lineage: Eukaryota; Fungi; Ascomycota; Sordariomycetes; Glomerellales; Glomerellaceae
Product: translation factor GUF1, mitochondrial
Exons: 1
Coding region: 1-1056 (351 amino acids)
Biological process (GO): positive regulation of translation
Cellular component (GO): mitochondrion
Molecular function (GO): mitochondrial ribosome binding; GTP binding; GTPase activity
Source: RefSeq, a predicted model, not a curated record